AUGACUGCCCACCAAGGGACAAUGUCGGCGUCCAUGGAUGUCCCACAUUCGCAAAACACCGCUCCAGUUCUCGAAUUUCGAUGUCUGUACACCGCGGAUAUUCGCCGGAAGCAGAAAAGAUGGCAGGAUGGCAGACUCAAGUUCCACACCUUCAACAAGCGUGUGAUGGUCUACGAUGAAAAGUCCAAUUUUGUUGGCGAUACUCACUGGAAAAGGGGACUGGAAUUUGAGGAAGGGGAAGAAUUGGAACUGGAGAGAGGCGGUAUUUUGGUCGAAGUUGGAGAAUGCAUUGGGCAGAGAGAUCAGGAUCUCACCGAGCUGGUGGACAAACGAGUAAAGGAAAGAGAAGAGAGGGCAGCAGCGAAAGUUGCCCAAGCCUCACCAUCCGCAUCUCUCGUGCGAAAUCAUGGCACCCCGGCUGGAACUGCACUCUUACGGCCCAAACCGCUAAAUUCUCUGUUAACACCAACUGGACAUUAUGGCAGAGCUGUUAUACCGACCACUUCCCCGUUUGAGGAGAGGCAAGCUGCGAUUCGAGACGAGAAUGAGCCACCGGCGAAGAGAAGGAAGCAGAAUGACACAACCUCAAGCAGAAAUGGCUACGCCCAGAAUCUUAUGGGGGCAACUCUAUCAUUAAGUUCGUCGAGACCGUCCAGUACUCCGACAAUAAGAUAUGAGCCAUUCAGGGCACGGCAUUUGCAGCAGGAACAGCCAGACGCAAUCGUCUUCACGUUGGACGAUGAUGAAGAACGUCGGGCCAGUGAUAUCAGGCGAAAGAUAGCACAGGAGCAACGGGCUGCAAUUGAACGACCUCCACCUAGGCAGAAAAAGCAGAAGAAGUCACCUCCAGCCAAGAGCGGUUAUGCCAGCAGCUUGACAGGAACACCCCUCAUGUUGUCGCGCUCUGAAGUUAGGCCUCCUGUGAGGACUACGCUGAUGAAAGCCCCAAUUCAGUUGGGUCUUAGCAACGAAGACUCUGCCUCAGAGUCUGAAGAUGUUCGUAACAGUCAUGAACAUGCUUUUAAACGGCCCUCUCAUCUGGUGAAGAAACCCGCAAUGGCCCAGGCCAGAAACGAGCAUGUGGAACAAUCGUCCUCGGAAGAAGAAGGCAGCUCGAUGAAUCUAGCACCAGCCCCUAGGCGUCCCUCCUACACAGCGAAAGCGCGAUUGAAUAUGCCGCCUGGACCUCAGGAUAUCCAGCGAGAUUCAUCUGACGAAGUCGGCAGCUGUAUAGACAUUGAGCCUUCACCCAAAGCACCUACCAAGAAAACGAAAGUCACCAUUGUUCACAACAAUCACCCAUCUGGCAAUCUUUCCUUUAUGAACGAGGAGGAUAGUCUGUGUGACAUGCGAACUUCGCCCAUGAUAGACUCAUCGAAAAGAAAAUCGAAAGUAAAGCGACCGGCCGCUCCGAGCAGACCCUUCAAGUGUGAUUCCUCUUCUGCUGUUGAGGUUGAAUCUUCUCCUCCGAGGAACGCCAAAGUCCAGCAGAAGCAAAAUCAGAAACAAUUUCCGACUACAAGACCUGCAGAGGUCAAAGAGACAAGCACAAGCGUCCAGUCUCGCUUUACAUCCUCUCCACGAACUGAGAUUGGAACCUCGGAUUUGCAGCUUGGAGGCUGUUUUGAUCGAGUAUCUACUAUCCAGAACUCGUCUGCCGCCGAAGCCACACCAGAUCGGUCCAUGGCUGCACUGCGGAUAAAAUCGCGACCUCGACAAAAGAUGAUGAUGCUCAUGAACCGACCAAGCUCGCGUCCAUCUUCUUUGAACACAUCGUUUGAGGGUAGUCGGCCGACCACCCAGCAUCCACCGCAGGCGGUAACAGCUUCUGAUGAAGUGGUAUUGUCCCAAGCAACGAUAAGACUAAACACAUUUUCUGAAAACCAAAAGGCUGAAUUGGAGGCCCGCUUGAGACGCAUUAGAUCUAAGCCACAGCUAGAUAUAUCGUCCUCAGAUCCUGACAAUGGAAUAGACCAUACGACCAUCGAUUUGCUCUUGACCCGAAAGCCAAUGCUCGCGAAGCAGCAAGAAGAACAAGUUCGACGGGUCGCUCUAGAGUCAACUACCGUCCAUGGAUCAUCCAACCGGCCACUCGUGGCUUCCUCAGGGAGAUCGUUUAUAGCAGAGACUUCUGGGUGUGUCGAGGUUCAUCAACACAGCCAUUCCAAGGAAUAUAUGCCUACCUCAAAGGUGGCAUCUGCAGAGAACAAGGGCCAGCAGAACCAUAUGCUCUCCAAAGGAUUGCCGUCAAAUACAGACCCUUCGGAUCCGAAAAGCGAUAAAACACCGCCAGCAGCAGCUUCUCAUACCAAUGAGAUAUCUAUUCCUCGCAGCCAACCGAGGCUGGAAGUCACACUUGCAGCUCCGGCGAUGAUCCAGAGGAAUUCGGCGGAGCUCACAUCGCAGGAUACGCGGAGGGUCGAGGAUUCCAUGGAAGAUACAGAAAUAGCUGAGGAUACAGGCCCAACAUCAACUGAUAAGCAGAUGCCGCUGCCGGGAAUGGAAAAGGUUGGACAAACAGUCGCUUCUGACAACCCUAUUGAAGAGUUCAAGGCUGCUGGUCCAAAAGUGCUAGAAGACUCAGCAGAUCACAAUAUGUCGACUGAGAGACAAUUUUUCUCCAGCGAUGAUGAAAGUAGCAUUGGAAAUAAUCCUUCAAACUACGACGAGAGAGUGUCGUGCCCCGCGCCUAAUGACCCACCUGGGCAAGCCAAAGACCAGUCGUUCUCGACUCAGGCUGAUGUCGAAGUCCCGAAAGUCGUGAGCGAGGGUAUGCAGUCUUCAACAUCUCGAUUCCGUGCCAUGAUAAAUCCCCCCUCAAGCGCAAUGAAAUUGCCACCCAGGAUAGCCUCGUCGCGUAACGAGAUAGCGAAACCUGAAAUUCCGAAUCCCAACGAAGGCGAACCUGGGUCGAGGGAGUUGUUGGGCGAGCUUGUUCCCGAACUACUCCCCCCUGCUGUGGAGGUGUUGAAGGGAAAUCCCGAGCCUUGCAGUGUCCUAGGCUUCAACACAGCGGCGACAUCUGCAGGCCUAAGUACCCCGGAUUUGGCCAGCCACAGCCUCAAGAUUGGACUACCGAAGGCCAGGCUGGCAAACCCUGCAACCCGGGGCAAGUCUCUUCAGACUUUGGCUGCCAAUACAUCCGAUACGAUGGCGACCUUAUUCAACCCGAUGCCUCCGCCAGCUACAAGAAUUUCGAGUCGAAUGGACAGGAUUUUAGAACGGACUAAUAGCGAUGUUGACAAGACAAGCGAAACCCCCCUAAAAGAAGCACCCGCAGGUGGACCCUGGAGUCGAGAGGCGUUCGAUCUAUUUGGUAUUCAUGGACCUCCUAAGCUGGAGAGUGGAUCGGGAAUUCCCGGUACCUAG
This is a messenger RNA of Cadophora gregata, 3369 nucleotides long. RefSeq lists its product as uncharacterized. The record is from RefSeq and is a predicted model, not a curated record. Lineage: Eukaryota; Fungi; Ascomycota; Leotiomycetes; Helotiales; Ploettnerulaceae. The coding region runs from base 1 to 3369 and encodes 1122 amino acids. The transcript has a single exon. Gene Ontology annotation, biological process: double-strand break repair. Gene Ontology annotation, cellular component: site of double-strand break; nucleus.